AUGUUGGGCUUCGGCAAUAGUGCCUCGGGAGCACAUCGGGCUUCGUCCCAACAAACCAACGGACCGUUGAGACUCUUGAGAAUUACUCCUGUGACGGAUUCUUCUUCCUCUCUCAGGGAAUUAAUGCUGAGAGGCAUUGGAUUGGCUUUCUUAGCCAUUUGGGUUGAAAUUUGGAUUUUGGAUAAAUUUAUGAUGGAUGAAGCUCCAUCAUAUUCAUUGCCUCCUUUUCUUGAAAAGACCUAUGAGAUGGUUGAUGAUCAUUCCUCGAACUCUGUUGUGUCCUGGAGUCAGAGCAAUAAAAGCUUCAUUGUUUGGAAUCCUCCAGAAUUUGCAAGGGUUCUUCUGCCCAGAUUCUUCAAGCACAACAACUUCUCCAGCUUUAUUAGGCAGCUCAAUACAUAUGGUUUCAGGAAAAUUGAUCCUGAACAAUGGGAAUUUGCAAAUGAGGAUUUUGUUAGAGGUCAGCCCCACCUUUUGAAGAACAUUCGUAGACGCAAGCCUGUUCACAGUCAUUCCACGGUAAAUCUGGCUUCUUUACCCCCUUUAACUGAAUCGGAGAGGGAAGGUUAUAAGGAUGAUAUUGAGAGGCUAAAACAUGAUAAAGAAUCGCUUCAUUUGGAAGUACAGAGACAUAAACAGGAUCGAGAUGCACUUGAAUUACAAAUGCAGGGUUUGACAGAACGUUUGCAACAUGUAGAACAAAAUCAUAAAAAUAUGUUGUCCUCGCUGGCUCUAACAUUGGACCAACCAGCUGUUACUUUAAACCUCACUCUGCAAAGGGAGAUUCAUGAUAGAAAAAGAAGAUCUCCUGGUACCAGUUGCUUGUAUAAUGAAACCAGCAAGGAAGAUAAUUAUAUGGAAUCUUCUCAAAAUUCCUCGAGAGAAAAUAUAAAUAUGACUUCAAUUUUGAAUUUCAUCAAAGAAUUGACAGAGAAGCUGGAGUCUUCUUUAAGACUAUGGGAGAACAUAGUACUUGAUAUUGAUGAAGGUUUAGUGCAUCGUAAUACAUCACUGGAGUUGGAUGAAUCUACAGUUUGUGCAGAUAGCGUCACUAUUUCUUCCACACGACUAAAUUUUGAUAUUGGAUCUAAGACCUGUUGGAUUGACAUGAAUUCUGAGCCUGACCCUGCCAUUAUUCCUGAAGUGCAACCUUCCUUGGGAGAACAGCCUGUUGGGAUGGCUACCAAUGUGCGAGCGGGUGUCAAUGAUGUAUUCUGGGAACAAUUCCUUACUGAAAAUCCUGGUUCAAAUGAUGAGUCUGAAUUUCAGUCAGAAAGGAAAGAUACGGACGACAGCAAAAACGAAAACAAAGUAGUUGAUCAUGGGAAAAACUGGUGGAAUAUGAGAAGUGUUGGUAACUUUGCGGAACGCCAUCUUACUCCAGCUGAGAGAACUUGA
This is a messenger RNA of Fraxinus pennsylvanica, 1398 nucleotides long. The record is from the annotation of a GenBank genome assembly. NCBI's taxonomy places the organism in Eukaryota, Viridiplantae, Streptophyta, Magnoliopsida, Lamiales, Oleaceae.